Salarias fasciatus (jewelled blenny) is the source of this 903-nucleotide messenger RNA. It is a transcript of the gene spata17, whose product is annotated as spermatogenesis associated 17. The transcript has 8 exons. The record is from RefSeq and is a predicted model, not a curated record. Gene Ontology annotation, molecular function: protein binding. Bases 1 to 903 code for a protein of 300 amino acids. Lineage: Eukaryota; Metazoa; Chordata; Actinopteri; Blenniiformes; Blenniidae.
AUGGCGGAGUUGCUGAGCCUCAACGCUGAAGUGGAAGAGUUUAAAAAAGAAUAUUUCUUCAGGAGCGGCCAAGCAGAGGAGGCCAGACAGAAGGAGAACCAGGCUCAGAUCCGGAUUCAGAGCUGGUUCACAACCUGCAAGGUGCAGGCUUGCUUGAGCCAUCUGCACAAGAAGGCGAUCAUUAUACAGAAAAUAUGGCGGGGCUUCAGAGCAAGGGCACGUGUCAGACAAAUGGUGAAGGCGGCAUAUUUUAUCAUGAAGAUGAAUUUCUAUGAGGAGAUGGCGGUCAGGAUCCAGCGGAGAUGGAGAGGGUUUUUCGUGAGGAAGUAUAUCCACAACUUCUCUGCACGAAAAAGUUACCUGGACAGACUCGCUGUGAAAAAUAACCUUGUCAGGAGGGAGCUUGACGAGCUCGAGGAGCUUGAGAAAAGAGAAAGGAGCUGUUUGGAGAAGAUAAAAGAGCAGACUGCCAAAGUGUACCAAGCUCAUCGGUUACACCAUCUCCUCAGCACAAAGCAGCGCCCAGGAGUCUUUAUGUCUCCAUUCAGCACCGUCCCCCAUGAGAUGGAGUUACUACUGAGGCAGGUCAAGUACCAGGCGCCGACCAAGUUGGCCUCUAGGGGCAGUGCGUGUCCCAUGGGCAUCCCUGGCUCAACUGACCCCAGUUUCACUGAGACUCUCAAAUCCCCGUGGAUGAAAACUACACGAACCUGCUGCUCCAGGCCUGCACUUCCUCCCAUCACCAGCAAGAAAGAUCAGGAUCUUCUCAGAAAGCCAGGGGAGAUGUGGGGGCAGCGUGUGCAUUGUCCUGACAUGAUGUUGUGCCUUCAGACCACGUACACACACCUGGAGGAGGCCCAGAAUCAGCGACGGCAACACGAGUCAGAGAGACUCAAACUGUGA